Wickerhamiella sorbophila is the source of this 963-nucleotide messenger RNA. Its product is annotated as Nuclear fusion protein KAR5. Gene Ontology annotation, cellular component: endoplasmic reticulum membrane. The record is from RefSeq and is a predicted model, not a curated record. NCBI's taxonomy places the organism in Eukaryota, Fungi, Ascomycota, Dipodascomycetes, Dipodascales, Trichomonascaceae. The transcript is spliced from 2 exons. Gene Ontology annotation, biological process: karyogamy involved in conjugation with cellular fusion; nuclear membrane fusion involved in karyogamy. The coding region runs from base 1 to 963 and encodes 320 amino acids.
AUGUCCUUAGAAUUAAUUGCUCGAAUCAAUGAAUUAGGACACAGUCCGAACUGUGUUUUGAAAGUUUUGGACAAUAUUCUGCCCCAUUGCAAUGCUCCUGAAGACGUCGCGGAACGAACAUGGCUUGGGGUGCAGCUCUCGAUCUGUGAGUUUGAUGCUGCUGGUAUAUCGUAUCCAAAGAGCUGCCGACAAUUCAGCAGUUUGAUGGAAUGUACGGGUUUGCUGGAGUCGAAAUCAACCUGGUGGACCACAUUCAGUGGGAACUAUCGAUACAUUUCCACCAUCUGCAGUGAGUAUAGGUCUGAGUAUGAGCUCGAAAAUAUCGUCAAGCUCUACCAAAAUGUCAGUUCGGCAAUGUAUGAUCAUCAUGAAGGUCACGACAAAACUCUGAGAGAAUUCAAGAGUAGAUUUGAGGAAGCAAUUGAGACGUCAAAUGUUUGGAAAGCCAAGCUGGAUUCUCUGGCUGGAGAGCUGGAGGCAUUGAGAUGCGGCUUGACGAACACUACAAACCUGGCAAAUGCCAUGCCCCAGUACUUGGUCCAUUUCAGCAAUGAACUGGAUUUGUUGCACAAAAAGUCCGCAGUCAUUCACUCCUCUUUGUACAAUGUUGAAACGGUUACUGACGACCUCACGAGGGUUUUGUCAAUCUUUUAUAGCCAGCUGAGUGAAAAUCGCUUGGCUCUGGCCUCUUACGACUCUGAAUUGACAAACAUCGAAGCCAUGAUGCUUGCUCUGGAAGAUCUCUUUGCGAGCCUUGAGGUCCGAAAUACAAUGCUUGUUUUCAAACUAGACUCAAUGGCUCAUCGACUAGACAUUUACGACAGCCGGCAAAACGAAAGCAUAAGCACUUUGGAGUCUGUGGUGAACUCUUCAACUUCCAGGCUGGAGCUUGCGACAACCCACCUGGAAACAUCCUUCUCCAAUCAUUUUCAACGAUCGUGCAGUUUGCUGUUUAUGGGCUAG